Molecule: messenger RNA, 1119 nt
Organism: Linum tenue
Lineage: Eukaryota; Viridiplantae; Streptophyta; Magnoliopsida; Malpighiales; Linaceae
Source: the annotation of a GenBank genome assembly
AUGAAGUUCAGAUUCAAAAAGAUACUCUUCCCCGUCAUUACAUCUCUGCUAAUCUUCUCCUCCUUCCCGCCGCCAGUUUCCUGCAGGUUCUUCCCAAACACAUCCUCAAUCCCACGCAAUUUCCCUGCUCUCAACCCCAAUUUCACCACCGCCUGGGACUCCUUCCGAAACCUCUCCGGCUGCCGCGCCGGCGAGAAGCUGGACGGCUUGUCUAAGCUCAAGAAGUACUUCCGCCACUUCGGCUACAUCCCCGACGCCGACGGCAACCUCACCGAUAUAUUCGACGACUCGCUCGAAUCGGCGGUGGAAACUUACCAGCGGAACUUCAACCUCAACGUCACCGGCCAGCUCGACGACCGGACGAUCCGCCAGAUCGUGCUCCCCAGAUGCGGCAACGCCGACAUAGUCAACGGCUCCACGACGAUGAACUCCGGCGGGAGACCGCCGGCGAACACGACCGGCCGCAUCCACGCGGUGGAGCGGUACUCGUUCUUCCCAGGGAUGCCCCGGUGGCCGGCGAGUCGUCGGAACCUGACCUACGCGUUCUUCCCGGGAAAUCAGGUGUCGCGGGAGGUGAAGAGCGUGUUCGCCGCCGCGUUCCACCGCUGGUCGGCGGUUGCGCCGUUGACUUUCACGGAGACGGAGGAUUACAGCAACACGGACAUCCGGGUUGGGUUCUUUGGCGGCGACCACGGCGACGGGGAUGCGUUCGACGGCGUUUCGGGGACCCUGGCCCACGCGCUGGAGCCGCCGAGCGGGCGGCUUCACCUCGACGAGGCCGAGAACUGGGUGCUUUCCGGCGAGAUCGAAGUGGCAACGGCAGCCGUGGAUCUGGAGUCGGUGGCGGUGCACGAGAUCGGGCAUUUGUUGGGUUUGGGGCACUCGUCCGAUGAAUCGGCGAUCAUGUUCCCGAGCAUUGGUCCGGGGACUAGAAAGGUUGAAUUGGCGCAGGACGACAUCGACGGUUUGCUGCAGUUGUACGGCAGCAACCCCGAUUUCAACGGCACAUCUACGCCGUCGGUUCAGGGGAGGGACUCGAGUGCCGCCCGUAAUUUGCAGGAGAGGAGAUGGGGUGUUUCUUUCUUGCUGGCCGUUGGAUUUAUAUUGCUUUUUGAAUAA